UGAAAUGGACCCUGAAAUAGUAGUUGAAAUAGAACCUGAAAUCGACCCUGAAAUUGUACGUGAAAUUGUACUUGAAAUGGAACGUGCAUUGGACCACCCUGAAAUCGUACUAGAAAUAGUACGUGAAAUGGAAGCUGAAAUUGAAUCUGCUCCCCAAAAUCCCAUUAAUGAACCUCCUGAAAUUGAUCAGCAACAACAAACAAAUAAUUCUAUUAUACCAGCAACAACCCCAUUAACAAAUAAUGACAGCAAAGUUGAUUCAGCGGACCAAAAAAAUUCUUCAGGAAGGUGUAAAUAAGGCAUAAUUUCAUAUUGUUGUAUAAAUACGUUUAAUU
This is a messenger RNA of Meloidogyne enterolobii, 335 nucleotides long. Lineage: Eukaryota; Metazoa; Nematoda; Chromadorea; Rhabditida; Meloidogynidae. The record is from the annotation of a GenBank genome assembly.